Molecule: messenger RNA, 7197 nt
Organism: Phacochoerus africanus (Common warthog)
Lineage: Eukaryota; Metazoa; Chordata; Mammalia; Artiodactyla; Suidae
Gene: GAREM1
Product: GRB2 associated regulator of MAPK1 subtype 1
Exons: 6
Coding region: 124-2748 (874 amino acids)
Biological process (GO): cellular response to epidermal growth factor stimulus; epidermal growth factor receptor signaling pathway
Molecular function (GO): proline-rich region binding
Source: RefSeq, a predicted model, not a curated record
GGUCAGCCCGCGGCCGGAGUGCCCGGCGCCCCCCGCGCGCCCCAGACCACGAGCGCGAGCAGCGGCGGCCGCCGAGGUGGUGCCGGCGGCGGCGGGAGCGCGGGGCCGGAGGAGGCGGGGAAGAUGGACCCGGCGCCCUCGUUGGGUUGCAGCCUCAAGGAUGUGAAGUGGAGCUCGGUGGCCGUUCCGCUCGACCUGCUGGUCAGCACUUACCGGCUGCCCCAGAUCGCGCGGCUGGACAGCGGCGAAUGCGUGGAAGGGCUGCGGGAAAACGACUACCUUCUGAUCCAUUCAUGCCGUCAGUGGACCACCAUCACUGCCCACAGCCUGGAGGAGGGCCACUACGUCAUUGGGCCAAAGAUAGAGAUCCCGGUACAUUAUGCAGGACAAUUCAAGCUGCUGGAACAAGACCGAGAUAUAAAGGAGCCAGUGCAAUAUUUCAACAGUGUGGAGGAGGUGGCUAAAGCAUUUCCUGAACGCGUGUACGUCAUGGAGGAAAUAACAUUCAACGUGAAGGUUGCUUCCGGUGAAUGCAAUGAAGACACCGAAGUUUACAACAUUACCCUGUGUACAGGGGAUGAACUCACUCUCAUGGGCCAGGCAGAAAUCCUUUAUGCAAAGACUUUCAAGGAGAAGUCUCGACUCAACACCAUCUUCAAAAAGAUUGGGAAGCUCAAUUCCAUCAGCAAGCUGGGAAAAGGCAAAAUGCCCUGCCUGAUUUGCAUGAACCACCGGACCAAUGAGAGCAUCAGCCUCCCAUUCCAGUGCAAGGGCAGGUUUAGCACCCGAAGCCCCCUGGAACUGCAGAUGCAGGAGGGCGAGCACACCAUCCGCAACAUUGUGGAGAAAACCAGGCUUCCUGUGAAUGUGACCGUGCCCAGCCCCCCACCCAGGAACCCUUAUGACCUCCACUUCAUCCGUGAGGGACACCGCUACAAGUUUGUGAACAUCCAGACCAAGACAGUGGUGGUUUGCUGUGUGCUGCGGAACAACAAGAUCCUCCCCAUGCACUUCCCCUUGCACUUGACUGUCCCCAAGUUUAGCCUCCCCGAACACCUGGUGAAGGGGGAAGUAUGGCCUGAAACCCUGGUCCAUCACUGGCUGGGUAUCUGCCAAGAACAGUUCGACAUCGAUGAGUAUUCACGGGCUGUCCGAGAUGUGAAAACCGACUGGAACGAAGACUGUAAGAGCCCCAAGAAGGGCCGAUGCACUGGCCACAACCACGUGCCCAAUUCCCUUAGCUAUGCGCGUGAUGAGCUCACCCAGUCCUUCCACCGGCUCUCUGUCUGUGUGUAUGGCAACAAUCUCCAUGGCAACAGCGAGGUGAACCUGCACGGUUGCAGGGACCUGGGGGGAGAGUGGGCUCCCUUUCCUCAUGAUAUUCUGCCCUAUCAGGACUCGGGUGACAGUGGGAGUGACUACCUUUUCCCAGAAGCUAGUGAAGAAUCAGUGGGCGUCCCGGGGAAGUCAGAACUUCCAUAUGAAGAGCUGUGGCUGGAGGAAGGCAAGCCCAGCCAUCAACCUCUCACUCGCUCCCUGAGUGAGAAGAGCAGAUGUGAUCAGUUUCGAGGUUAUGUCCGGUCCAAAUGUGCAGCUUCUCCCCUUUCUGGCCCCGGAACCCUGGGAGCAGCAAUGAAGUCUUCAGAGAUCACCCUACCUCCACCUCCAGUGCCUCCCAAAUCAGAAGCCGUCAGGGAAGAAUGCCGGCUCCUGAACGCCCCACCUGUUCCGCCCCGCAGCGCAAAGCCUCAGUCCACCAGCCCCUCCGUCCCUCCUCGCACAGCCAGGCCGGCGCGGCAGCAGACUCGGUCUCCCAGCCCCACCUUGUCCUACUAUUCUUCAGGGCUGCACGACAUCAGCGUUACUAAAAGUGACACAAGCCCGCCUCAAAGUGCUCCCGUCUCCUGCUACCCAUGUAACCGAGUGAAAACGGACUCCGUGGACCCGAAGUCCCCAAUCGGAAGUCCAUCUGCUGAAGCUCUGUCCUCGAGGCUCUCGUGGCCAAACCCCUAUUCAGGAGCGUCAGAGACCCAGACGCGCAGUGAUUUCCUGCUGGACCCCAGCAGGAGCUACAGCUACCCUCGACAGAAGACACCAGGCACGCCCAAGAGGAGCUGCCCGGUGCCCCUCGCCCUCGACGGCUGUGAGCCGCCCAGCCCGAUCGCCGGCGCUGCAGGGCUGGGCGGCGGCGCCCCCGGGUGCCCCAAGUCGGCCAGCUACUCCUUGGAGAGCACAGAAGAGAAGACUUUGGCGGCUGGCACGGCCAAACAGAGUGCCUCGUGCCCCGCCCUGCCGCCCCGGGCCCCAAAGCCAGUGGAGGAGAAAGCCGCCCCCGACGCUUGUCCUUUGCCUCUGAAAAUCGAUGGUGCUGAGGAGGACCCCAAGUCUGGGUCGCCCGACCUCUCCGAGGACGCGUACUUUGUUGCCAAGGGCACGCAGGACAUCUUCUCUGUGCCCUACCCUUUCUCCUCCCCUCUGCACCUGCAGCUGGCCCCCCGGUCCUGCGGCGACGGCUCCCCGUGGCAGCCACCUGCGGACCUGUCAGGACUCUCCAUCGAAGAGGUGUCCAAGUCCUUGCGGUUCAUUGGGCUGUCCGAGGACGUCAUAGCCUUUUUUGUUACUGAAAAAAUUGAUGGCAAUUUGCUAGUUCAGCUCACAGAAGAAAUCCUCUCGGAGGAUUUCAAAUUGAGCAAACUGCAGGUGAAGAAAAUUCUGCAGUUCAUUAAUGGCUGGAGGCCCAAAAUAUAGCCAAAUAAACCCCAGCUAGCAUCGAACAAAAGUGAGAAACAUGUGUGCUAGAAGGGGUGGGCUGGGACACAAUUUCAUGGGGUUUUUUUGCACUAAAAACCUUCUCUGUAAAUAGGGAUAAGAGAAAACUCUUACUAUGCAGAUUACGUUUUUGAAUGGUGAACAGGCUAUUUUGUACAUCAAUAAAAAUGCUGUACAGAACACAUAGAGGUGUGCCUUGUCACUCAACACUCAACAGCUGCUAAAAGACAAAAGGCAUGUUCAGAGAAGUAAUUCUUACCCAAGUAGGUUUAUGCGAGAAGGUAUGAUAUUUAUUUACAAAAUAGCCAAAGCUGAAAGACAUAAGAAUCUUAAAAAUACAAAAACAAAAACAAACAAAAAAAAACCACUUUGGAACAAUUCCCUCCUUUGGGAGAAUCAACUUUAGGCAAUUAACUCUAUCCUGUGCUCUGUUGUUUGGAUUGCUCAAUGCUAAUUGUUUUUCUCUUGUGCCUGAAAAUGUUAGUGAUAAGAAAUGACACUGCAAUGUUAUGUGCUUGGUGGGGAUCUUUUUAUCAAAAGGCAUUUUCCAGAAGUCAUGUGCUGGUAGCAGAUCUAUGAUGUCCUUAGAAAUACAGAUCAUGACCACAAUAAUUUAUCUGUAACUGCUGCUAAUUUUAUUGGGCAGAGAAUUAAAAAAAAAACAUAUAUACGUAGAUGUAUAUAUAUCUAUAAACAAUACAAAGGUCUAUGUUUUAAACAUCAGUAUGCGUCUAAUACUUUAGAUCACAUCUGUUCACUUUCAAAUAUCCAUUGAGGUUUAGGGCCAUUAAUUAACUAAAUUGACUCUCUUAGAGAGAGUGGACAGAAUGAUUCCAAAGAUUCUCAGAACCCUGUCCCUAAGGCUCAGUCUGAUCAGCCUCCAUUACGGAAAACUUGGAACAAAUCAGAAGAGAGUCUGUCUGGAAGAAUUAAGUUUGAUUUUAAACCUAUCAAGGGCUGGGUUUCACAUAGAAUACUUUCAUGCGGAUCAAUGUCUGGGGAAAUGACUGUUUCUGUCAAGUGAUGCUAAUUCUUGGGUUUGAGGGUCUUAGUCUCCUCAUGUCUGGGGAUGAGGGGUCUGGAGAGCAUUUGUCAGAGCACAGUAGGCGUUUUCAGUGUGCUUUGUGCUUUAGGAGACCUCAGAAGUCAGACAUGCCAUAUCUUCUGUUAUGGUAUGUGCUACGCCUGGUGAGUCAUUGUUUAAAGUAUCGUACAAGUCCUUGUUUAGUUCAUAAACCUCUUCUUUCCCCUCUCUUCCAAAGAAAAUACGUGAUCGCCAUACUUUCAUUCCAACAGUCCCGGGACCCAGUCUGACAGUUUUUGCCAAACAUGAUUAAAUAUUCCAAAACAUAAUGGCAUCAACAUUGUUCUUGGCUUUUUGAAGGAAUAUCAAAUUUUAAGAGGGUUUAGUUCUCCAAACAGGGUAUCACCCCUAGCGUGCCUCCCCGGAGUCUGUACCCACAUCUGGAGGUACAGCCACCCAGGUGCCGGCGUGACUUGCAGAAUUGGCUUAUAUGAUGUUCCCGGUUCUUCCCACUCACCAGGAUAAAUACUCAAAUGGGAAAAGAACCACCAGUCUAGUUUUGCAAAGCUGUUCAAUAUGGCAUCAUUUCUUGGCAUUAGAGAUACGUUUAAUCCAUCUCAUUGUUUAGAAUUGAGGUGAUACCUUUUCUCAAUUUUCAUUUUAAAUUUUUUUAAUAAAAAAAAAGCAUUUGCCCCCCAACAUGUCUCCCAAAAUGCAAAUGCUCUAUUCUAGGUUAAAAGUACCCCAUAAAAAGAGUACCCUGUAAAAUCUGUCAAGCUGGAGUACCUCUUCAAAAGUAACUGACAGUUCUCUGUAGAACCUUCCAGCACUGUAUUCAGAUGACAGGUUGAGAAAGCCUCCUUCUGUGUGAGGGCCAACUCCUUUAGUAAAAUUAACCUCUCAGAACUUUUCUUUAAUAUAAAAACAAACAGGAUGCAGUUGAAAAGUUGCAGGUUUCCCUUGGCAAAGCCUGGCUGAAUCCGUGUGUCAAUUCUUGGCCCUUGGACACCAUUCUUGAAUUCAGGAGGGAGGAACAAGAUGGGUUAGAGUUUAUUAGGAAGGAUACCUCACCUAAACAACGGAUGCCUUUUAUUUUUUUCUUUUUGUUUUUUCUUCUGCAAAAACUUGACCCAAAGUCAUUUCUAUUUUUUGUCUUGGUGUACAUACAUUGAGUUGAUAUUGAUGGCAACAUGGAGACUCCUCGAGGGCAGGGACUAUGGCCUUUGAAUUCAUGUUCUCAAAAUUCACUGAGCACCUUUUGUGUGCCAGGCACUUAGAGGCUAGUAUGAUUUGACAGUGCUGGAAAAAAAAAGACAGCUCCUGCCUUCUUGGAACUCAGCGUGUUUAUAUUUAAGAUCCUAGCUGUUGAGUUUGGGUAUGUGCAAGAGAGACACGCGGGCUUCUGGAUAGUUGGAUGUAUGGAAAGUAAAUUGUGCCCUGGCUUUUGGAAGAAAUGGCAACCUCUAUGAAAGGGGUAGUAAAGAAACACCACAAGACCAUGGUAGAAAAUCGUGGAGGCAGAAGGUCUCUCUGACCCCUGCUGGCGAGGGUUCAUUUUCACUGAUUGGAAUUCUUUUUAAUUGAUAGUAAAUAUCUUCUGGAAUCUCUCAAGCCACAUGGCACCCUGACUAGACGUAGCCAGAGAGAAUUGUGACAAGAAACACAGAAUUGAGAUAGGAAGGAAACAGCCCAUCCCUUCCGAGCUGCAGUUUUACAGUGAAAAGCAGUGUAGAGAGUUCUCCCUACAGGCAGAACCUUUUCUAACCAACCAGGUCCAGACUGAGGACAUUUAUUUUUUUCUUUUUACAGGCACACCUGCAGCAUAUGGAAGUUCCUAGCCAGCGGUCAAAUCGGAGCUGUGGCUGCUGGUCACAGCCACAGAAACACAGGGGAUCAUUCACCCACUGAGCAAGGCCAGGGAUCAAAUCUUCAUCCUCAUGGGUACUAAUCGGGUUCAUAACUCGCUGAGCCACAAUGGAACUCAUGGCACGUUCCCUGCAGUCUGUGCACUGACCCCAGUGCUUGGGAGAAAGUGCCCAAACAGGACUCUUUUGGGGGGGUCCGUAAAGUCAUGGCCAAAACCAUCAUGAACCCCCCACCAGAAAAGAAAUUCAGCAAUAAACCAAACCAAGCAGCUAAAUUGUCGAAUGUGGACCCAACUCACGCUGGGUGGGAGAACACAAGCCCUUACAGAUCAGUUCCUUCUGUCUUGUAAACGCCUGCACGUUCUCUCUUUUAAGUUGAGCUGCUCAACUUUAUGAACUGUGAAAUUUACAUUUAGACCCUUUCGACCCACAUACACCGUUCGAGUUUAUGAAGUUGCAGCAAGCUGCCCAUUUGACUAAAUGGCAAUGUUUAUUCUGGUCGCACAUCGAAAAAAACAGUCUUGGGGAAACAUUAUGACUGUCCAUUCCAACCAUUUUCAGACACAUGGAUAAACUCCCUCUGCUCACAUUCCAGAGCCACCUGCAUGUCAUCCACACAGCUCCUCGAGAAGUUCAGGGGUGGGUGUGGAUGAAUAGAGGGCCCUUCGUUUUCUAAACACUUUGUGUAACAAGUCACUGCUCAUCAUGCCUAAAGAGUAUGAGAUUAACGUUGUGAAUAACAAAAUGGAAAACAAGACAAUUCUCCAAAGACCCUUGUGAACGGUUCCAAGAAAAUUUCAGCUUCAGUCCAGCAGAAGAGGGAAAUCUGCUGUUGGACACACAAGACUUUCAGAAACGAUGACCAUCCCAUCAGUUCCCACUAUUUUUCUAGUAAUACAAUGGCACCGGGCUGCUAGGGCAACAAAGUAAUAUCCCCAGAGUGUAAAUGAUGGAAAGGAGGACUCUUAACAGUGUGGACUUCUCAUGGCUACUUGUCUGAUCACAUUGUUUAGUAUUCAAAACUUGGUGUUUUAAAACUGGUCUCAUUGUGAAAGCCAGAAACAAAGGGUAAAUGUGAUUUCUGUUAAAAGUAUAUACAAAUAUCUUCUGUCAUUUUGCUGCUCUAAUUUUUAGGCUAUGAGUUUUGUAACGAGCUUAUCAGAUGACGAAUUUCCUUUGUUUACAAUCUCAUGUAGGAGGGCUCAGAUCAUUUCCUAGCUAGAAACCUCUUCUCCCAUUUCCAUAUCCAGUUCCACUUAAAAUACUGGUUCAGCUAAGCCUAAAAAUUGAACUCAAUCAAAAAUUUCCUUGACUUAAAUGGAAAUGGUAUAUUCUUUUCAAAGAACUUUAUAACCAUCUUUACAGUUUCUUUGCUUGGAAAACUGGGGUUGUUAGCUACAUUAUUUGCAUUAUUUCCAGAGUAUUAUCUAUGGGCCCAAUGUGUACCUCAAAAUAAACAUGGUAUGUUAUGUCUAAAAAAAAAUUGUUGUUGAUUUAAAUGGUUCUGAAAUGUCUAUAAAUAAAGAAAUUUUAAAAGUU